GUAAACUUUCGACUUUCUCUCAGGCAUUUGAUCAAACACUUCUCCUUCAUCUUCCUCAGCCAUGGCUGCUACUCAUGCUUCCUCCUCUUCUUCCACUCUCAGAGCCAUUUCUUCCUCUGCUAAGCACCCUUCAGCCUACCCCACCUCUCUCCGCUCACUUCUAAAACCCCAGCCAUUUAACCCUUUGGUUUCAAAAAAUAGUCUCCGCAUCAGCACCCCGGCCGCCGGCGCCACCUCCAGGAAAUCGCUCACCGUCAGUUGCCUCGCCAGCCCAUCCGCCAAAGUUCAAGAACUGCAUCUGUACGAGAUCAACGAGCGUGAUCGUGGCAGUCCGGCGUAUCUCCGGUUGAGCAAACAAACGGUCAACACUCUCGGCGACCUAGUCCCAUUCUCCAACAAGUUGUACACCGGCGAUUUGCAGAAGAGGGUAGGGAUAACCGCCGGACUGUGUAUUCUGAUCAAGCACGAAGAGGAGAAGAAAGGCGACCGUUACGAGGCGAUAUACAGCUUCUACUUCGGCGACUACGGCCAUCUCGCCGUUCAGGGGCAGUACCUGACGUAUGAGGACACCACUUUGGCGGUCACCGGCGGAUCUGGGAUCUUUGACGGAGUCUCCGGUCAGGUCAAGCUCCAGCAACUCAUUUUCCCGUUCAAGCUCUUCUACACUUUCCACUUGAAGGGUAUUCCUGAUCUGCCGGCGGAGCUAUGCGGCACGCCGGUGCCGCCGUCACCCGCCGUGGAGCCGUCUCCCGAGGCCAAAGCGUGCGCGCCUGGGGCCACCAUUCCGAACUUCUCGAAUUAGUCGAUUAAUUUACCGGUUCUGGGACCCACAGGGUCAUUUAAUUUACGAAUUAGUACCAAUUACUGUACUACAUAUUUUCAGUUCUGACUGUUGUCACGAUGACGUGGCAUAAUUUGGAGUUUUAAUAAAGCAAUUAGCGUUACAGCACGUUUUUCCAUAUAUUAAACAUGAGUAUACAUUGUCACUUUAUUUAUUAGUGUGUUAAUUCAAAUUGAGAAUAAAAUUGGGAUGAAGAUAAUGAGAUUGUUUGUUUUUUG
Cuscuta epithymum is the source of this 1059-nucleotide messenger RNA. The record is from the annotation of a GenBank genome assembly. NCBI's taxonomy places the organism in Eukaryota, Viridiplantae, Streptophyta, Magnoliopsida, Solanales, Convolvulaceae.